Gopherus flavomarginatus (Mexican gopher tortoise) is the source of this 2918-nucleotide messenger RNA. It is a transcript of the gene NSUN7, whose product is annotated as NOP2/Sun RNA methyltransferase family member 7. Bases 211 to 2376 code for a protein of 721 amino acids. The transcript has 13 exons. Lineage: Eukaryota; Metazoa; Chordata; Testudines; Testudinidae. The record is from RefSeq and is a predicted model, not a curated record. Gene Ontology annotation, molecular function: methyltransferase activity.
CAGGCGGGGUGAAGGCCGCUGCUGCCGCUGCGUGGAGCGCGGUGAGGCGGAUGAGUAAACUGGGAAACCAGAAACUAUACUAUCAGGAACUUUAACUUCUGUAUUCACAGCUGAUAAAAGGUGGAUAUAAUUUUGUUUUAAAAAAUCAGUGGGUAUAGUGGGAUUCUGAUUUGUCAAAUGUUAUUGUGCUGACAAAGCAACAGGGAAAGAAUGCCAAGUUCCAAAAGUAACUUGAUGUUGUCAAGUGACAUUUCAAAUUUCAAGGAAAUGGCAAUUUCAAAUGAGAGAGAGCCUGUUGAAAAGAGUGCAAGUCUUAUUGAGAACAAUGGCUAUCAAGACUCUGUAUACAUAAAUGCAGCUAAAAUUUUCCAAGGCAUUCGUAAUGAAAAGCCUCAGGAUAAAAUAUUGGUAAGGUAUGGUAAUGAACUAGUGCCAUCCCUACCGGAUUUUAAAGAUGAAUGUUCCCAGCGCUCAUCCUAUGAACUGGCGUUUAGUGCUGUGAAAUAUCAAGAUCUACUUGAAAAUAUAUUGUUAGAUAGCUGCUUUUACCCAUGUCAGUCAAUACCAGAUGAAUUGACCAGUUUAAUUGUUGUAAUGUUGUAUGACCUCCAAGAUCGAAAGUUUCAAGCCCGACAGAUUUCUGAUGAAGAGGAAUCAAUACCAGAAGUCAGAGAUGUAGAACAUUAUCUCUACAGUUUUAAGACCAAAUUGGCUGCCGCUCUAGCAAGAUGUCGAAUCAAACAUGAUGCUCUUUCAAUUGAAUAUAUUCUACCAGAAACGCUACGGAAACAGGAACAAAGGGCUUCUGCUUUACCUUUGUAUGCUUGGAUAAAUACAUUAAAAAGCAGCCUUGAAGACAUUUACAAAGAAUUGAAAAAAGAGGGAUUCACAAAAGUUGAAUCUGUGUCAGAUUUUGAAGGUUAUACUUAUUGUCUGGACAAGCACUGCCAUGAUGUACUGGUUUUUCCUGCUUCUCUCAAAGAAGAAAUACUUAAUUUGGAACUUUUCACAGGUUACAAACUCAUCUUACAGGAUAAGUCUCGAAGCCUUGCUGUACAUUCUGUGAAGGCCUUAUUGAACAUGGAUGAUGACAUCAUAGUAGCUCAUAUGGGUUCACGGUUGACUGCUGCCCACAUGUCAGUGUUGUCAAAUCAGAGCACAUCCAAAGUUUUUGUAUGUGGCGUAAAAUCGCAGGCAAAGGAAGUUGAACUGAAGGAACUGUUCACACGCAUGGCAUGUGGAAAUAUUGAGCUACUACAUGAGGAUUUUACUGAGAUUGAACCAACAGAUCAAAGACUGCAAAAGGCUAAAGUUAUUCUGCUGCUACCUCGAUGCUCAGGAUUGGGUGUUAGUAAUCCAAUAGAAUUUAUUCUAAAUGAACAUGAAGAUGCAGGAUUGCUGAGAGACCUUUCUCAAGGAUCUGUAGCUGAAAAUAAACUCCAUAUUCUUGCUGAGAGGCAACGUCAGGAGUUAAUGCAUGCAAUGCGAUUUAAUAAAGCACAAGCCAUUGUCUACUGCACUUGUUCAGUUUAUCCAGAAGAAAAUGAAGCAGUAGUGAACAAAGCACUGGAAUCUGGAGUGGAAGGAAGUAAAGUACAGCCUUAUAGGCUUAGUCCUCCUCUGUGGUGCAACUCAGAAAUAGAGGGCCCUUCUGAUAUUUUUUUCAAAAUGGAACCCUCAGAGAUUUCCAAUUGCUGUUUUUUAGCUGUUCUAGCAAGACAGAGGGAUCCAGCUGAAGUAAUGUCUGUAAAAGACAUUUUGGCUCGUGCUGCAGCAAAGGGACUUCUAGAAGGUCUUGAUAUAGGGAAAUCAUCAAAGAGAGAAGAGAAGAGGAAGAAAAAAUCAAAAGUAACACAGCAAAGAAAUGUUCCUAAAGAUACUGGGGUACAAACAAACAUUGUGGAGUUCCUGAACCGAGAAAUGAUAUCUAUUAAUACUAAUUCUGAAGUUUCACCAAUUAAAGCAAUUAGUGGUGUUCCACAAAAAAAUAUGAACCAAACAAACAGUUCUAUUCAAUUGAAGAAAAUUACCAAACCCAUCUCAAACUCAUCCCUGCCAGGAAUGCUGAAGAACGCACCCAAUCUGUCAUCUAUGAGUAAGGUGUUUGAGAGACGGACACACAUUAGAAAGCCACGGGCAGAAGAUAAAAUGGUUGUAUUGAAACCUGUGGAGAUAGUUCUGCCUCCAGUGAUGGUGCCAUACUUCAAUCCACAAGGGAACAAAUCUCAAAUUUCGGCUCAACAUUACUACUAUCGCUGGACUGGAAUAAAGAGCUCAGCACGUGACUUAUUUAUACCUUCUUUAUCCAAAAGAUUCGUCAAACCAAAAGAAACUUUACCUUCAACUAUGGUUAAGCAUCCUCGACCAUGGAUUUGAAAAUGGAUUUUUGUAACUGGUUCAUAGUUAUCUCUUCAAAGUUUUUGAAAUUAUAUUUCUAUAAUGUCAGGGUAUAUCUGUGCAGGCCACUACUUACUUUUAGGGAACAUUUAUAAUUAAUACACUUUUCAUGGCUAUUAUGGAAAUAGCAGGGGGACAUUUUGCAAAAGAGACUAUUAUGUAGUUGUUUCAGUCCAGCUAUUCAAUUCAGAAUGUCAAAAUGCACAUAAAGUAGUAAUUACAACAGCUUAUUCAAAUCCCUAGGGGGUAAGCUCAAAAGUUUUAUAGCUAAUUGCUAAUCAGUAGAAUGUGACGUAGAAAGAAGGCAUGUUUCAACAACCUUCUGUACAUAUUUGGGCAUACUUACUUUUAAAAGUAAUCUUUGCACGUUUUGUUCAGUGGUCUAAAAGUUCACAUAGCAACAAUGAAAUUAAAUGGCUGGCUGAGCUUACAAUUUUCAGCUACCAUCUUGUUGAAAAGUAUCAUAAUUAUGACUAUGGCAUAUGGAAGCGGAUCAUCAAAAUUGUAAGCCAGCCCAUUUU